AUGACUCUUGUAGCCCUAGUCGAGAAAGCAACCCAUCAGUCGGCCGCCUCACUGGCAGUGACACUCUCCGCCAUCAUCACCUACGUCUUCUACAAGUCCUGGCUCUACCCCUACCACCUCGAUCCGCUCUCCAAGAUCCCCGGCCCAAGCCCCUCACGGAUCCCCUUCCUCGGAAACAUGCUGGCCUUGACCAAGAAGAAGCCCAUGAUGGCCCUCUACGACUGGGCGAUGGAAUACCCCGGAUCGAUCUACCGUUACUACUGGUUCUCGCGACUGACUCUCAUGACCUCGGACCCCGUCACUGUCGGCUAUGUUCUAGGGAAAGGCAACGAUAACUGGUUGAAGAGUAAAGGGACCGAGGAAAUGUUUGAGCAGAAUUUGGGACAUUCGCUUCUGUCGAUGAAGGCGGGUGAGCAUACAGCGCACCGCAAGUACCUUGCUAAAGGGUUCAAGCAUACCUACCUCAAGUCCAUGGCUACUGCUUUCCAUGGCGUCGCCCAGGAUCUUCUUGGAGUCUGGAAGGAGAGGCUUGACGGCAAGGCUGAGCAGAAGGAGGAAGUGGAGGUGCGAUGGGAGCAUGCUGGCAAGACCUACACCACUAUCGAUCUCGAGCCGUCGUUUUACUGUUUGACGUUGGAUUCCAUCGGCCAGUUUGCUCUCGGACGCGGAUUUGACGCCAUCAAGUCGCCUAUCGGUCCCGAUUUCGACAACUACAAGAUCAUUGUCGACUCUUUCCAGGUUACCCUGUUGACGAUGCUGCCCCUGUCCAAUUGGAUCCCGACAAAGAUCAACCGCCGUGCUUGGAGUGCCGUCCGAGCUUUCAACUCCUCCAUGGAGGGCAUUGUCCAAGAUCGCAAGCAGAGUCUCCUCGAGGAGAUCAAGGCCCAUGAUGGAGAGUUCUCUCAGGCAGAGGGGGCUACCAGUCAAAAGAAGGACUUUCUGACGAUGCUUUUGGUCGACCAAUUGAUUGGGGAGGGUGGUACCGAUCUUCAGAUCCGACAUGAUGUCUUUACUGCCAUCUUUGCGGGACAUGAGACUACCUCUGCGGCUCUGUCAUGGACGUUUUAUCAGCUUGCUUGUCACCCGGAGGCCCAGACCCGUCUGAGAGAAGAGAUCCGUCAGCUCUACAAGGACAGAGAGGGUGCCCCUACUUAUGAUGAACUCAACUCGCUCCCUUACUUGAACGCCGUCAUCCGCGAGAGUCUCCGUCUCUGGUCUCCUAUCCCACUCAACUUGCGAGUAUCAGUCGAAGACGAUCACCUCCCACGCAACAACGGUCUCCCACCCCUCUACGUCCCCGCCGGGACCAACCUCCAAAUCCCCAUAUUCAUCCUCCAACGCGACCCCAAGAUCUGGGGUUCCGACUCCCUAUCCUUCAACCCCUCGCGCUGGCUCACCACCGACAAGGCCUUCCCUUGCCCACCUUAUUCUCCACCAAACGGUCUCUGCUACUUCCCCUUCUACCACGGGAAACGCAGCUGUGUAGGCAACAAGAUUGCGACGCUCGAGAUGAAGACCCACAUUGGGAAUCUGAUUAAUACGUUCGAGUUUGUGGAGACGCCCGAGUUGAAGGAGAAUCGGGGGGAGAUUGAUUGGAGGUGGUCGAUUAGUUUGAAGCCUUGUCCGGGGGUCAAGUUGGGGGUUCGACUCGCUGAUUGA
Messenger RNA from Linnemannia hyalina, 1659 nucleotides. The record is from the annotation of a GenBank genome assembly. Lineage: Eukaryota; Fungi; Mortierellomycota; Mortierellomycetes; Mortierellales; Mortierellaceae.